AUGGAGGCCGAUAGCAUGCCUGCUAAACUCCUUCGUCUCAUCAGAGGCUACUACCGGUUGACGCGAGCCCGUGUUCGUGCUUAUGGUGAGGAGUUUGAGGUGAAGACUAGUGUGCGGCAAGGGUGUGCCCUAUCCCCUACCCUAUUCAACUAUACAAUCGACUACAUCCUCGGCAAGGCCCUUCGGGACUACGCUGAAGUUGCGCUGUACUUCGCCGAAACACCCCCCAACUCUCUCUCUCUCUCUCUCUCUCUCUCUCUCUCUCUCUCUCUCUCUCUCUCUCUCUCUCUCUCUCUCUCUCUGUACGUGUGGGUGGGUGCGACAUCCGGCUCACCCCUGCAGCCUUCGGCUCACUCCUGCAGCUUCCGGCUCACUCCUGCACCUUCCAGCACUCCUGCUGUUUCCGGCUCACUCCUGCACCUUCCAGCACCUCCACCGUUUCCAACCAUCUUCAUUUCCUUUUCCUUUUCCUUUUAG
Acanthosepion pharaonis is the source of this 477-nucleotide messenger RNA. The record is from the annotation of a GenBank genome assembly. Lineage: Eukaryota; Metazoa; Mollusca; Cephalopoda; Sepiida; Sepiidae.